This is a messenger RNA of Danio aesculapii, 4660 nucleotides long. It is a transcript of the gene lamb3, whose product is annotated as laminin subunit beta 3. Gene Ontology annotation, biological process: axon guidance. The transcript is spliced from 22 exons. The record is from RefSeq and is a predicted model, not a curated record. Lineage: Eukaryota; Metazoa; Chordata; Actinopteri; Cypriniformes; Danionidae. Bases 143 to 3628 code for a protein of 1161 amino acids. Gene Ontology annotation, cellular component: basement membrane.
UGCAUUGAACACAGAUCUACAACAUCCACACGCUAGCUCCUCAGUUUAGCACACUAUAUUAAUGCUGAUCUAGAUUUAAUCUCUCCUUCAGUUGAGUUUUAAAGAAACGUCCUUUAUUGGUUCAGAUCUGAAUAUUUUCUGGAUGAAGACGUGGAUUUUACUUUCACUGGCAGCUCUGUCUGCCGUGUGUUCGGCACAGCAGGACUGUCGGCGUGGAGCCUGUUACCCAGCAAUGGAUGAUCUGCUGCUGGGUCGGGAGCAGAACCUGCGUGCAUCCUCCACAUGCGGUCUAAUGGGCUCUGAGGUGGUCUGUUCUCCACACGGACAGUGGAAGAUGAAAUGUUGUCCGUGUGAUUCUCGCAAUCCCGCGGCGUAUAACGCACACACCAUCCAGAACGUGAUUUCCAGCGCCGGACCGAACCGAUGGUGGCAGUCCAAGAAAGAUGUAAGUCCUGUGACGCUGCAGCUGGAUCUAAAUGGACAGUAUCACCUGGAAACUGUUUUCCUCUCAUUCAAGGGCCCGAGGCCUGAUGCGCUAAUCAUCGAGAGGUCGAGAGAUUACGGUCGGUCCUGGCAACCUGUCCUGUACAUGGCCACCAAUUGUCCAUCCACUUUUCCUCGGGUCAGCACUUCAUUUCCUCGCAGCUUUGAAGAAACAUACUGCUACACGCUGCCGUCCACUGCAGAUGACCCCUACAAGGACCAGAAGAUUCACUUUUACCCUCUUCGUCAGUUUGCUGACAUUAAUCUACCCAACGAAUACAAAAUUGAAGUGGCGUCCGGGUUCACUGGUCUGCGGGUCAAUCUGACCCAGUUGGGUCCGGUUCCCAGUCUGCCAGGUCGCGGUCUGAGUCAGUAUUAUGCUUUAAGAGAGAUGAAGGUCAUCGGCUCCUGUUUCUGCCAUGGACAUGCCAACCGCUGCCUUCAGGACACCAGCAACAACUACCUGCCCAACACACCGGUUGGCGGUGUGUGUGAGUGUCAGCACAACACGGCCGGUGUGAACUGUGAUCGAUGUGACGAGUUCCAUAAUGACCUCCCCUGGAGACCAGCAGAGAGCGGAAACACACAUGCCUGCAAACGCUGUGAGUGUAAUAAUCACUCUGAACGCUGCCACUUUGAUCCGGAGCGCUACGAGGCGACGGGCCGCAGCAGUGGAGGAGUGUGUGACGCGUGCGCACAUCACACCACUGGACCACACUGUGAACGCUGUGAGCGAAACUACUACCCCAACCCACUGAGUGACAUGAGGAGUGCAGACGCCUGCCUGCAUUGUCUGUGUGACCCGGCGGGCUCAGAGAACGGUGGUCAGUGUGACGCAGUGACAGGAGUGUGUGUGUGUAAGCAGAAUGUGGAGGGCGAGCGCUGCGACCGCUGCAAAGCUGGAUUCUACAACCUCAACGCCAACAACCCGCUCGGCUGCUCCAAGUGUUCCUGUAGUUCCGUGGGUUCGCUCAGCGGUGUGUGUGAUCAGCUGACGGGUCAGUGUGUGUGUCGCUCCAAUAUGGAGGGAUUGUGGUGUGAUCGCUGCGCUGCGGGUUACUGGAACCCCUCAUCACCCAGCGGAUGCCAACCCUGUGGCUGUGACCCCAAUACUGCCUACAGUGCCAGCUGUGACCAGCGCACCGGCCAGUGUCAAUGCCGUCCUGGCAACGGGGGCCGGACUUGCAGUGGUUGCCCUGACAACACAUACGGAGACCCUCUGAUUGGCUGCAGAUCAUGUGACUGCGACCGUUCGGGCUCUGAGGCGUGUGAUAAGCGCACCGGUGUGUGUCGCUGUAAACCGGGUGUUACCGGCCCCCGCUGUGACGCCUGCAGCCGCGGGCACUGUGCCAGUUUCCCACAAUGCCCUGCGUGCCCGUCCUGCUUCUUCAGCAUGGGUUUGCAGCUGCAGGAUCUGACAGUGGAUCUGGAACGGCUCAGUAACCAGCUGCUGUGGUCCGGCGGUCAGCCCACAUCCGGCAACACCUCGCGCAGGAUCCAGACGCUCCAGCAGACGCUCACGCUCAUACAGCUGAGCCUGGGGGACACACCACAGUCUGGACGCACUGCAACGGACGCCCUGCAGAGACUCAACACACUCAGGUCUCAGAUGAGGGCUUUGAGGGAUGAUCUGCCUCCGCAACCACUGGACCGGGAUCUGGAGCGAAGUCUGGACGAUCUGCAGAAUCUCUUAUCAUCUCUGCGACUGGACUUUUUCACCAAGAGACACGGCAUUAACGGCGCCGGCGGAUCCAUCAAUGCUAGUGCUUUCUACGCCAUUCAGAAGUCAUUCGAUAAGUCGACAGAUGCCGUCAGGCGAGCAAACGCCACUAAAGACACGCUGAAGAACUCUGAAGGCAUCCGAGAAAAUGCGUUGAGCAGCUUAUACGAUGUUCAGCCUGGAAACACCAAAGAUCUCGAGAAGCUGAAGAAGGAUCUGGCAAGCCGGCCCAAUCUGACGCCCACCGCCGUCAAGGUGUGUGGCGGAGAUCGUGUGGAGCCGUGCACUCCAGAGCGCUGCACAGGGGAUGUGUGUCCUCCUGAUGGAGCGCCUCCGUGUGGAGCGGAGGAAAACUGCACUGGAGCUCUUCCUAAUGCAAACAGAGCCUUUCAGGACGCGGAUGAAGUGAAGGCCAAACUGCAGGAGCUCAACGAUAAAAUAACAAAAGCAGCAGCACAGAUUCAGGAAGCUGAAGAUUCGGCCAAUAGGGUAAGACUUUCCACCGACAAACUGGCCAAUCAGAUCAAGCAGGCACGAGCCGAUGUGGACGGAGACCUGAAGGACACCAAAGACUUCAUAAACACUCUGAGGGACUUUCUGUCCGACCCUCAGUCAGACCCGGAUCAGGUGCAGCGCGUGUGUGACGGCGUUCUGGAGGCUCAGUUUCCCACCAGUGUGGAGAAUCUGAAGAGGAAGCUGAAGGAGAUUCAGGAUGCGAUGAAGUCUGUCCCUGACAGCAGUGGAGCUCUGGAGGAUAGCAGAGCACAGCUGGAGGAGGCCAAACAACUGCUGGAGAGAGCUAUAAACACACGUGACGCGGCAUUUGGCAUCCAGCAGGACGCGAAGGGCAUUCUGAAGACGAUGGACGAAAACGAGAACAUUUUGGAUGACAUGAAGGACAAAAUCAAUCAAAGUGCAACCAUCGCGGAAAACGUCAAGAAGGACAUUCAGCAGAUUGAGGACGCUCUGGCUCCCGCAGAGCAGGGGAUUGUGGGUAUCCCAGAGCUGCUGGAUGAGAUGCGCCCCCUGCUGGACUCCCUGAAGACAGACGUGCCGACAGGAAAAACGCUAGCAGACGAUGCUCAAAAACAGGCGUAUUUAGCUCAAGACGAGGCCGACCGUGCCGCAGAGGAUCUGGAGGAGCUGAAGCAGGCGUUGGAGCAGAUGAAGCUGGCGGCGGCUGAAAACAGUCAAGCUGGAGAAGAUUCAGUGCGUCUGCUGAACCUGCAGAAGGAGGCGGAGUCUCUGAUGACGGACACUUCUGACAUCAUCAAGGCUCUGAAAGAUAAAGAGGUGUCGAUUCUGCAGAGAGCGGCAGACAUCGAGGGGAACAGCACUCGUCUGCUCGGGCUGGACGCUCAGGUGGAGAAACUCCGAGAUGAUAUUCGCAAUAAAGUCACCAGACUGAACAUGUGCCAGGGCUGAGGAGAACACCACACACACACACACCACACACACACACACUCAACACAGCAAGAAUACUAUAGUCAUUUAUAGUAAACACUGUAGUGCUUUUGAACCAUAAUACAGACAAAAUACUUAUUCUGUUGUGGAGAUUCCACAGUUGCUAUAGUAACACACACAACAACUAUAGUACUAGACCUGUUGUGGUGAUUGUAUAGUUGCUAUGGUAACACAACAACAGCUAUAGUGAUUGUUCUGUUGUGAUUCUACAGUUGCUAUAGUAACACACACAACAACUAUAGUACUUGACCUCUUGUGGCGAUUCUACAGUUGCUAUGGUAACACAACAACAACUAUAAUGGUUGUUCUGUUGUGAUUGUAUAGUUGCUAUAGUAACACACACAACAACUAUAGUACUUGACCUGUUGUGGUGAUUGUAUAGUUGCUAUGGUAACACAACAACAACUAUAGUGAUUGUUCUGUUGUGAUUCUACAGUUGCUAUAGUAACACACAACAACUAUAGUACUUGACCUGUUGUGGCGAUUCUAUAGUUGCUAUGGUAACACAACAACAAUAGUGAUUGUUCUGUUGUGAUUCUAUAGUUGCUAUAGUAACACACACAACAACUAUCAUGCUUGAUCUGUUGUGGUGAUUCUACAGUUGCUAUGGUAACACAACUAUACACAUACACAAGUGAGGCAAUACUGUAGUUUUCUUCAAUUAUAGGGUGUAUUAUACUACAGUACAUCGCAGUUUACUGUAGUAAAAACUAAAGUACACUACAGUAUUCAUUACAGUUUAUCAGUUGACUAUAGUGAGUAUUACAGUAAGCUGGAGCAUUCAUUAACAAAGAGGUAGUAAACAUUACAGUACAUACUGUAUGAUACACUUUACUGUAGUAUGGUUCAAAAACACUAGUGUUUACUAUGCAUUACUGUAGUGUGUUUACAUGAGGAUCAACAGAAAUAAUAAUAAAGUGUGUGAAGAGUGUGUGUUAUGAAGAGACUUUCUGAAAUGUGCUGUCAUCAAUAAAGAUAAUUACCUGACAAUAA